AUGCCUGAGUGGGAACCAGUGCUGCCUGUGGGCUGGGAGCACGGAAAUAGAGCCUUCCUGCAGGCUUUCAUGGCCCGCGGCUCCAUAACGCAAGCCGAGGGAAAGUCCAUCAUAGCCGCUAUUCUGUCAGCAGAAGACAACUCAGCACAUAGGAUAACCCCUGAUUCGAUCGACGACAACACAUUCAGGCAGCAUGUCAGCAAAGCGCGCGAGGCUGUAGCAUCACUGGACUACGACAUCCGUAACACGUAUCACCAGGUCAGCCGAGAGCAAAUAUGGGCGCUCAUCAACGUGCACAGCGACCCCAGCACUCAGUUGGCGACCUCGCGAACUCCCGACGAGAUCUCGUUCAUCAAGAGAGUGCUUGAUGCCAUGUUCGAGACCUACAACACGCCAAGGCAGGAGGUCAUGGCGGUCACGGCAGCGCAGGCCAGGAAGGUCGCCCGGCCAGCGCCAUCGGCACCAGCACAGGACGGCGAUGCCGACGGCCAGGAGCCGACGCAGCGGACCGCAGACAGGGCACUAAAGCACAGCGAGAUCGAGAGACUGCUGCCCAGCCUGGUCGCCGAGGGAUGGUUCGAGGAAAGCGACGAGGGCUUCUACAGCCUGAGCCCACGCUCGCUCAUGGAGCUCAGGACGUGGCUGGUGGCAGCCUACAACGACCCCGACGUCGCGCCUGAGGCGUGGCAGCGCAUAAAAUUCUGUGAGGCGUGCAAGGAGGUCGUGACGGUCGGGCAGAGGUGUCCUGAGCGAGACUGCAACGUCCGGAUUCAUGACAUCUGCACAGAGGCCUACUGGCGCACGCGCAGGGAUGGGCGUACGUGUCCCCGAUGCGAGACGGCGUGGACGGGUAAAAACUACGUUGGCGAGAGGGCUGUGACGGAAACAGCUGCGGCGCACCGCCAGGCCGGCCGAAACAGAGGGAGCAAUGCGAAUGCGUCGAUGGUGGACGAGGAGGCAGACGAGGAUGGUGGAGAUUGA
This is a messenger RNA of Diaporthe batatas, 981 nucleotides long. RefSeq lists its product as uncharacterized. The transcript has a single exon. NCBI's taxonomy places the organism in Eukaryota, Fungi, Ascomycota, Sordariomycetes, Diaporthales, Diaporthaceae. Gene Ontology annotation, biological process: double-strand break repair via homologous recombination; DNA damage tolerance. The coding region runs from base 1 to 981 and encodes 326 amino acids. Gene Ontology annotation, molecular function: ubiquitin-protein transferase activity. Gene Ontology annotation, cellular component: nucleus; Smc5-Smc6 complex. The record is from RefSeq and is a predicted model, not a curated record.